CUUAGAGAGGACGGGGCUUGGCUUGAGAAUGCAUUGGCAGGGGGCAUCCGUGUCUUUAAAAAGAUCUUUGCUGCCACAUGAUCCUGUUUGUGAUUGUGAUGGUGCACUGGUUGCUUCACUGGAAGCGUUAGAAAGAAUGGAGCCUUCCCAACUGGAAUAUGUAAGGCGCCGCAGGUGUGACAGUGCAGCGUCUGUACCUCAGUUCUGCAACUCCCCAACAGUGAUUGUGAUGGUGGGAUUACCUGCCAGAGGGAAGACAUACAUCUCCAAGAAGCUCACCCGCUAUCUAAACUGGAUCGGAGUUCCUACAAAAGUUUUUAAUGUGGGCCAGUACCGCAGAGAGGCAGUCAAGACCUACAAGAACUUUGAGUUUUUUAAACCUGACAACGAAGAGGCCAUGAGGAUCCGCAAGGCCUGCGCUUCAGCUGCGCUCAAAGACGUUGCUGCCUACUUCACAAAAGAACAUGGACAUGUAGCCGUGUUUGAUGCUACUAACACCACAAGAGAGAGGAGGGCCGUCAUCAACAGUUUUGCAAAAGAAAAAGGCUAUAAGGUGUUCUUUGUAGAAUCAAUCUGUGAUGACCCAGACAUAAUAACCGAGAAUAUUAAGCAAGUAAAAUUUGGCAGCCCAGAUUAUAUCGACCGUGACAUAGAAGAGGCCAUGACGGACUUCAUCCAGCGCAUUGAGUGCUACAAGGCGAGCUACACGUCAAUAGACGAUGAGAGAGACAGGAAACUCUCCUACAUAAAGAUCUUUGAUGUGGGCAGUAGGUUCUUGGUGAACCGAGUCCAGGAUCACAUCCAGAGCCGGAUUGUCUACUACCUCAUGAACAUCCACGUCACACCGAGAACCAUUUACCUGAGCCGCCACGGAGAGAGUGAACUCAACCUGUUGGGUCGGAUAGGCGGCGAUUCGGGUUUGUCACCACGAGGACUAAAGUUUGCUGAUGCCUUGGCGAAGUUUAUCAGAGGUCAGAACAUCAAGGACCUGAAGGUGUGGACGAGCCACAUGAAGAGGACCAUCCAGACUGCAGAGGCUCUGGGCGUCCAGUACGAACAGUGGAAAGCUCUCAACGAGAUCGAUGCUGGUGUUUGUGAGGAGUUAACAUAUGAGGAGAUUCAGGAGAACUUUCCCGAUGAGUUUGCGAUGAGAGACCAGGAGAAAUAUCGUUACCGUUACCCAAAGGGCGAGUCCUAUGAGGAUCUUGUUCAUCGUCUGGAGCCGGUCAUCAUGGAGCUGGAGAGGCAGGAAAACGUCCUGGUCAUCUGCCACCAAGCCAUAAUGCGCUGCCUGCUGUCCUACUUUCUAGACAAACCUGCAGAUGAGCUGCCUUAUGUUAGGUGUCCCCUUCACACGGUGCUCAAACUCACUCCGGUAGCUUACGGAUGUAAAGUUGAGUCAUUUUUUCUCAAUAUUGAAGCUGUCAACACACACAGAGAGAGGCCAGGGAAUGUGAGCAUCAGUAGAAAGACAGAGGAAGCUCUUCUGACAGUUCCUGACCACAACUAAAGUCAUAUCUGGGAGAAAUGGACUACAGCUAUGUUAAUAGGUCGCAAUAAAUCUUAGAGAGCCACACACAUGUUUUCUGAUGGUAAACAGAAGAGAAAUGGAUCAACACAGAAGAACUGGAGGAGAUGGAAGGUGUUAAUCCAGACUCAAAUGGGCUUCUGUUACAAUACCAGAGAAGAAAAAGACCUACAACUGUGGAUAGUUCCUGUCUAAUCUGUGUGGUUGACUUUUCUGAUUCUGUUGAACGCAUCACAAACAGGUGGAGGUUAAACGUUUCAGACUCUAAAAUGGUUUAGAUUUUGUCAUUAAAGCCAAAAACUUCAGCAUAAUUUAUUUAUA
Messenger RNA from Xiphophorus hellerii (green swordtail), 1849 nucleotides. Its product is annotated as 6-phosphofructo-2-kinase/fructose-2,6-bisphosphatase-like. Gene Ontology annotation, molecular function: ATP binding; 6-phosphofructo-2-kinase activity; fructose-2,6-bisphosphate 2-phosphatase activity. Gene Ontology annotation, cellular component: 6-phosphofructo-2-kinase/fructose-2,6-biphosphatase complex; cytosol. Gene Ontology annotation, biological process: fructose metabolic process; fructose 2,6-bisphosphate metabolic process. The coding region runs from base 29 to 1510 and encodes 493 amino acids. The record is from RefSeq and is a predicted model, not a curated record. The transcript is spliced from 14 exons. NCBI's taxonomy places the organism in Eukaryota, Metazoa, Chordata, Actinopteri, Cyprinodontiformes, Poeciliidae.